Coregonus clupeaformis (lake whitefish) is the source of this 4773-nucleotide messenger RNA. RefSeq names its product importin subunit alpha-4-like. The record is from RefSeq and is a predicted model, not a curated record. Bases 141 to 1706 code for a protein of 521 amino acids. The transcript is spliced from 17 exons. Gene Ontology annotation, cellular component: cytoplasm; nucleoplasm; nucleus. Gene Ontology annotation, biological process: NLS-bearing protein import into nucleus. Gene Ontology annotation, molecular function: protein binding; nuclear import signal receptor activity. NCBI's taxonomy places the organism in Eukaryota, Metazoa, Chordata, Actinopteri, Salmoniformes, Salmonidae.
ACCCGUCUCGGAGCUCCUCCCUCCUAACUCUCUGCGUUCUGUUACCGUAGCCGCCCCCUCUCUGUACUCCGCAGCAUAGGCGCUCUCUUCUUUCGCUGGAGAUCACGAACGCCGGAGUACUCUCAACCCAGCAAACAGCCAUGGCAGAAAACGCCGGCUUGGAUAACCACCGUAUCAAGAGCUUCAAAAACAAGGGACGCGAUGUCGAGACUAUGAGAAGACAUCGAAAUGACGUGACAGUCGAGCUGAGGAAGAACAAACGAGACGAGCAUCUACUGAAGAAGAGGAAUGUCCCACAGGAGGAGAGUCUGGAGGACUCCGACUUCGACUCCGACUUCAAAGGGCAAAACGUCACACUAGAGGCCAUCUUACAGAACGCCACCAGUGAUAAUGCGGUGGUCCAGCUUAGUGCCGUACAGGCUGCCAGAAAACUCCUCUCCAGUGACAGAAACCCUCCCAUUGAUGACUUGAUAAAGUCUGGCAUCCUGCCCAUCUUAGUCAAAUGUCUGGAGAGAGACGACAAUCCGUCUCUCCAGUUCGAGGCAGCCUGGGCCCUGACCAACAUAGCGUCUGGCACGUCACAACAGACCCAGGCUGUGGUCAAAUCCAAUGCUGUUCCCCUGUUCCUGCGGCUGCUCCACUCUCCCCAUCACAAUGUGUGUGAACAGGCCGUGUGGGCGCUAGGCAACAUCAUAGGCGACGGGCCACAGUGCAGGGAUUACGUCAUCUCCCUGGGCGUGGUCAAGCCCCUGCUCUCGUUUAUUAACCCCUCCAUCCCCAUCACCUUCCUCCGUAACGUCACCUGGGUCAUCGUCAACCUCUGCCGCAACAAGGACCCACCGCCCCCCAUGGAAACAGUACAGGAGCUUCUCCCAGCGCUGUGUGUUCUUAUAUACCACACAGAUAUAAAUAUCCUUGUGGAUACGGUGUGGGCUCUGUCCUACCUGACAGACGGUGGGAAUGAGCAGAUUCAGAUGGUGAUAGACUCUGGGGUGGUCCCCUUCCUUGUCCCCCUGCUCAGCCACCAGGAGGUCAAAGUUCAGACUGCUGCUCUGAGGGCGGUGGGGAACAUUGUGACGGGGACAGACGAGCAGACACAGGUGGUGCUCAACUGUGACGUCCUCUCCCACUUUCCCAACCUGCUCACACACCCCAAAGAGAAGAUCAACAAGGAAGCAGUGUGGUUCCUGUCCAAUAUCACGGCUGGGAACCAGCAGCAGGUUCAGGCAGUGAUCGACGCAGGACUCGUCCCCUUGAUCAUCCACCAACUGGCCAAGGGGGACUUUGGGACUCAGAAGGAGGCAGCAUGGGCCAUCAGCAACCUCACCAUCAGCGGCAGGAAAGACCAGGUGGAGUACCUGGUGCAGCAGAAUGUGAUCCCUCCGUUCUGCAGCCUGCUGUCAGUGAAGGACUCCCAGGUGGUCCAGGUGGUCCUAGACGGCCUCAAGAACGUCCUCAUCAUGGCCGGAGAUGAGGCCAGCACCAUCGCUGAGAUCAUAGAGGAGUGUGGAGGUCUUGAGAAGGUUGAGAAUCUGCAGCAACAUGAGAAUGAGGACAUCUACAAACUAGCCUUCGAGAUCAUCGACCAGUACUUCUCAGGCGACGAUAUUGAUGAGGAUCCCAGUUUAAUUCCUGAAGCCACCCAAGGAGGGACAUUCAACUUUGACCCCGCCUCCAACCUGCAGACGAAGGAGUUCAAGUUCUAGGAGCCGGUCCAUCGAGCUGCACGGGUACUGUCAAACCCACCUCAGACAUUCAUCCAUCUAUCUCUCCACCAACCUGGCAACCUGCUACAGAAGGAUUGUACCCAUCUACCAUUACUAUUACUUCAACAUGGCCACCCAUCUUGCAAUUGAAGGAUUCGCCCACCACCACCGCCACAAUAAUUCACCUCUGUACUGAAGGGUCCCUGAAAACUACCACCCUCCACCACAACCUGGCAACCCAUACGGGUCCAGGUCAUUCGUCCAGCACCAGUACAAUCUGAUCUCAGGCAGUCCUAGCAAAUGCUUUGAAAUGUCACGUGAAAAUCACAAGGAAGGAAGAAAAAGCCUUUUGGGGCAAUAUUUUUGAAUUGCCAAAUGUCACUAUCUACACACACAUGCACAAAAACACAGUUGAAGACACUUGGAAAGAAUUUGUGUGCAUACUUGUUUUAGAAGCUAAUAUAUCACAGAUGGGGAAAGGAUACUGCCGUUUGUUUGCGGUUUAGUUUUGUGCUUCACUCCUGGAUUGUCAUUCUCCCUCUGUCGUGGACACUCACACAGACGCGCACACAGACACACACACACUCACUCACUCACAUAGUCUCUCUGUAGUGAUGGCCGAGCACCCCAGUGCCCCCCAAUUGAAGACGUUAACCCUAGAGCUAACCCAUGAAUAGCCAUGGACCCCAUCCCACUUCCCAAAGUCCUAGGACAGGAAAGGGUGGGCUUUAGGCGAAAGAGGAUUCUGUGACUGACUGAAAUAUAUUGUAUUACUUUUUCCUUUUGACUUCUCUUGAAUCAUAAAGUGGAGUUAUUGAUUUUUAUGUAUCUAAAAAAAGGAAAUUUGUAAAAAAUAUAUCAUACUGCAAAACUCGUACAUAAAGAAGUAUACAAUUGUUUUGCAAUUUUGCUCUAAUUCAGGGGAGAGCAAAAUAAAAAGCUUUUUACAGAUCUGGCUACCCAAGUUGGAGGAAAAUACCUCUGGAUAUUGUGACGGAAUAUCUCUACUGUAGCCCUGUUCCCCAGAGGACAUUAAAUCCUGCUGCACAAGUGAUGUCACGUCAUGUGGAGGGGCAGGUAGUGAUGUCACUAUUGGGAUAUCCAACAGAGUAGUUGACAGGUGAAUCUCACCUGAAUUCUUCAAUACCAGAACAGUCAAACUCAAACAAACCUAUAUUUGGCAAUGCUCAGUGCUAUCCGGGAAACUUGGGACGUCCCUACCCUUAACCCUAAUCUUAACCAUAACCCUUACGUAACCCUUAUCCAUUUUUAAAUGUCUACUUCAAUGGGGGUAUUGACGUCCCAAGGAUUCCAGCUAGCACGGACCAUUUGGCAAAUCUGGGAUUUUUUGGGGUUUCUCUUUUUUAAAUUCUCCCAUUCUUUUAAAGAUAUGUAUAUUUUAUGUUGAAAUUGAAAAAAAUCUACUUGGCUUGUUCUGGUCCAGGCUGUGGAGCUUCCAGAUUUGCCGUUUUUACUUGUAUUAUUUCAUCUUAUGCACAUGUCUGAGAGGUAUAGUUUUUCUCUCUUCCUGCGGAAAGAGACAGAUACUGAAGACGGGACUAACGGAGGAUAGAACACGACCUCUGACCUAUACAAAACUUUACACUCAUCUGGGGGGUUUUCGUGUUUUUUUUGUCACGUCAUCACCAACCUGAAUAAUUGUACAAAAUGCAAUGUGUAUCUCUUAAACUCGUCUCUUGAGAAUAUAUAAAUAUAUAUUUCCAUAAUGCCUGUACAAAGCUGCUGCAGAUGACAAGUCAUUGUUGGAACUGGACUCACCCUGCAGAACGAUAACCUACGUACUAUCAAAGACGGACUGGGGGGUUUGUUCAGUUGUUGUUUUUUGAUUUUUGUUUUAUCUUUAUUUUUGUAACAUUCAUAUGUAUUGUGAUGACAUGCUGAUGAACCUGACACCUGUGUCAUUUUACCGUCCCAGAGCUGGUCCCAGUUGGUCUCCAGGACCUAGGUCUCUGGUCUGGACUUGUUUUCCUCGGUUAUGGCCUGUUCAAACAGUGCACAGCAAAAGCAGGGAAGUUGUUGUUUUCAAUGGAAGCUUGGCAGCAGUAGCAAUGGGGCGUUUCUAGGUGAGGUCUCGCCCACGAAAGGUUGGUCCAGUCAUCCGGUCACUACUGUAGAGGUCAAAUAAGUUGCUACUCUGCCACCACAAGGCAUAAUACUAUUUUGCAGCUGUAUGUUUGAACAGGCCAUUAGGCUGCUAACUACUGAUAGACGGUGGGUGGGUGGAGGCGCAGGCAGUAGUGGGUUUGGAUUAGGGGUGGGAAAGGGAGUAGUUGUUUAUUGCUGAUGAACAAAACCUUAGAGGGGGUGUACAGUCAUGAACUAUCCGCCUAGACGGACCGAGCCACUUUAAAGAAUUACAAUUUCUUUGUCUUGUAUCGGAAAACGAUACAAGCUUAUGUUUGUUGCAAGAUUUUUACUUGCCGGAGAAAAGUUGUUUUAAAUAAGAGAAUAGAGAGAAAUAGCAACAGACUGCGUUUUGGCCUCAAUGUUUAUAUAUUUUUUAAAAUAAAUGUUAGAUUGAAUUCUUCUCUUUAAGGUGGCUCACUGAUGCUUUCAACUCUUGUGCAUAUUAAAGGCGAGAAUGAGUUGAAAUUCAUUGACAUUGUGCCUUUUUGUUUUUCAUUUCUACGAAACUAAAGUUUUUCCUCGAACGUACUAAUGAAAAAAACAAAUGCUAGAAGCUGUUGGAGCAUCUGAAAUUGGUGUGUGUGUGUGGUGUCUCCCUUAUUACUGGAGUCUGCCAUGGGAUUAGUCAAUGCUGCUCUGCUGUAGUGAUUGUUCUACUCCUAUUUUAUUGGCUAAGCCAUAGAGAUCCUAUUAAUAAUAUUAUAAUUCCUAAUUCUAUGGGCUGAGCAGUGUAACCCAUUUUGACAUGUCCAGCCAUAUCUACAUUCACCUCACCACAAACAAACCCAUCAAUGUCACAUUCUGCUAACCAAUCGGGGGAUUAUGAUGAUAUCACUUCCUCCCAUCUCGCCCUCAGGACAUGGUCUCUGUAUUACUGAUCCUAACCAAAAUAAACUUCCUGUUAGCCGUUGGAUCCUCA